Hydractinia symbiolongicarpus is the source of this 3747-nucleotide messenger RNA. RefSeq lists its product as uncharacterized. Lineage: Eukaryota; Metazoa; Cnidaria; Hydrozoa; Anthoathecata; Hydractiniidae. The transcript is spliced from 2 exons. The record is from RefSeq and is a predicted model, not a curated record. The coding region runs from base 636 to 3206 and encodes 856 amino acids.
GGAAUAAAGAGUUGAAUAACUUCAAUUAAAAGCUAAACCAUAUCAAAAUGUCAAUUAAAUUGUUUUUACAUUUAACUUUAGCUGUAAUGGUUUGCAACAUGAUUGGUACUUCGGAUGUGUACGUUUCCAAGCGCAAUGGUGAAGAUAAUAAAUUUUGUGGCACGUAUCUAAACCCAUGUAAUACAUUUGAAUUUGCUGUAAAGAAGAAUCCUCUUUUACCAACUACUGUGCAAUUGGACGGGGGUACAGAGAAAACAUAUGUAUAUUACGUAAGUAGUUCAAUAAUCCUUAAAUCAAGCAUUACAAUCACUUCCUAUGGGGGUAAAAAAAGUCGUCCUGUCACCAAGGCAAAUAUCAAGAGUAUUUAUUCCGUACAUACAGUAAUAAGCAUAUCUAUUUAAAAAUUGAGCACAUUCAUUUUAUUAAAACUCCACUUCUGGAUUGAAACUCAUCUUUUAGUGCAUUAAUCGCCAACUGCAGCUUUAACAAUUUAACUGAAUUCAUUUUUAAUACUAGAAGAAGCCAUGUAGAAUCUGUUGAAAUACGUAUACAUCAUAGUUUAAUAAAACGCUCAAAUCUUAUUGGAAGUGUUCAUGUUGGAAACUUGCUGAUUGUUAUAGACUCCUGCACUUUUUAUGGUAACGGAGAGAAGAAUAAUGCAUUGGUGGACAGUUGGGCAAAAAAAAACAAUUAAAAUCAAGGUCACAAAAAGCAUAUUUAAAUGUUCUCUUGGGAUUUUAAUACACUGUAAUCGCCAAAAUUCUGCCAUCAAAAUAGAAGCGUCUACGUUUCAAGCAGAUAAUGAUCCGUAUCAAAGAUACAUAUUUGGAGUUAAGACAGUUAAAUGUUUCACAAUCGUAUUGAAUAAACUCAAGUUUUCAGGAUUUCAAACUUCAGCUGUACAAGUAUAUUCAGCCUUUAGCUUGACAAUUUAUAAUUCUUCAUUUGAAAGGAAUAAAAGUAUUCGAGGUGGUGCCGUGUUUAUUUACAAUACCGACUUUUGGAAUGUUCACAACUCGUUCUUUUCUUUUAAUACUGCCGGCACUGGUGGCGCUAUAUAUGUCUAUAAAGGAAAAGGUGCUAGUGUUGUUAAUUCAUCUAUAUUUUUUUACAACUCAGCUAAUAUUACCGGCGGCAGUAUUUACAUCAAAACGCAAGUUACUCGUUACGAUAGGGCUUUCUAUUUAAAUUCCGUACGCUUUAUUGGCACAACUCAUAGUCCUUUAACGACCGGAAUAAUCAUUAAUACUGGUGCGCAAAUAAGCUACACAGAUGUAUCAAUAAUUAUAGACAAGACAGUUCUAGAUGCUCCAGUACUAGAUGGGAUACGUUUGGACGACAAAUUUAGAUAUGGGGAAGAUAAUUUUGAUAACCUUUCUCUGUUUUGUCCCCACAAUUUUGGUAUCGCUUACUUUAAGCCUACAAUUGCAUUCCAAUGUCGCAGAUGUGAAAGAGGAAUGUAUAGUCUAAAAGGCGAUAGUGUUACAUUGUCAAUGGUAAACAGGACGAUGUCAGAAAACAAACUUGUCGUAAAAAAGUCAGAUUUCAGGUGCUUUCGAUGUCCUCCUGGAGGGAAGUGUGAGUAUGGGAUACAGAGUAAAGGGAAUUUUUGGGGAUAUAUUGGAAAAAGCAAAGAAAUAGAAUUCUUACCUUGUCCCACUGCAUAUUGCUGCUCUGAAAAGACAAAAAAAUGUGUUUCAUACAACACUUGUAACAAAAAACGAACAGGAAUACUUUGUGGAGCUUGUGAAAACGGACACACGUUGAAUUAUUUUAGUAAUAGUUGUGUAAGAAAGAACAGAUGCAAUCAGUGGUUGUUUUGGAUAUUCUACGUAGCAUAUGCCGUAUUUUACGUGGUUUUUUUAAUGUACUUUAAGAUUAUAUUUAAGACUUUGUACGAGAACUUACGCAAGCUGAAGUGUGGGAGAAAAAAGGCGGGAAUUAUCAAUGAUUUAUAUCAAUACACGCCUUUUCAAGAUAGCAUGGAUGAGAACAUGAAAGAAACUAACAUUUAUGAAGAGGAAGAUUGUCCUUUCAGCAAUGCUGCUGUAUUAAAGACUGAAGGAAGACAAACAAACGUUUGCAUUUUGGGGUUGAAAAAUAUCACAUUUUUCUUUUAUCAAAUGCAAGCUUUGAUAGAAAUAAAUGCACCGGAAGAAAAGGGGCAUAGUUACAUAAUACAUAUUAAACACACUAUAUCAAUUUUUUUUAAUUUCCAAUUAAGCCAACUUAACAUAUCAAAUUUGUGUCCAAUGAAAGAUCUUGAUGCGCUGUCAAAAGCAUCGAUAAAGCUUGGUAAUGUAUUUAUUAUCUUUCUAAUUCUUCUUGCAUUAGUUGCAAUCAUAAAAAUAUUUCAGCGUUAUAAAAACAGAAGAAAUCUUGAUGCAGUGCCUUCUGGAACGACGAUUCACAAAAUCAUGAAAAACAUAUGCAUUUGCUCAAUCCAAGUUGGUUUGCUUGGCUAUACUGCAGUGAAUGUAUUUUGCUUUCACAUGUUAAACUGUGUGUCAAUAAACGAUAAAAAUUACUUAUACAUGCAGGGAGAUAUCGCAUGCUACAACUGGUGGCAAUAUUGCAUUUUGGUUGUAACUAUAUUAUGGAUAAUACGUUUUACAAUUUCUGUGCAUGUUUCUGUUAAUAUGUUACGAAGAAAUCAAAUUACUCUUAACCAAUUUUACCCAUCUUUCGCUAUUCCACCAAUAUCAUUAUAUUAUUACUUACGUUCUUUAUGUACCAAUAAUACAGUAGACGUCAUGACUAACACGGAAGAUAUCGACAAGGUAACAGAGAUUUUUAUUGGUCCUUAUAUUUCCAACAAAAAUGGUCAAUUGAAUUGGGAAGCUGUGUUGAUUGGUCGACGAAUAAUUAUAGCUGCCUUGUGUGCGUUUGUCGUGAACCCAAUAUCAAAAUUGUUUUUUACAUUGCUGGUGUUCCAUGUAUGUCUUCUACAUCAUCUGUAUGUUUUACCAUACCGCACGCGAAUCUUGAACCACUUGGAAACAGGAUCACUUUCAUGUUUAAUAUUUCUUAAUGUAGAAAAUCUAUUCUUUGCCUUUCUUUACAUGAACGACCAAUCCAGUGUACCAGCUAUUAACACUAUGGCAAUGGUUUUUGUCUGGGUAGAGCAUAUAGUACUGCUAUUACCAUUGCUGAUAAUUAUUUUUAUAACACUACUUGCACUGUGCAAGAAACCUCAUGCAAAUUAAAGAAUUGUUUUGAUUAUGUGAGUGAGUACGACGCAAUAUUCACGCAAUAUGCCUGAAUUCCCUCUACCACACUACAUCAAGUCUACCACUCUCCUUAACAACUACAUAAAUGCUGAUCAGAACGCCAGCAAUUAGUUUAACGUAUAUUGUACGUAUUUUUUUAUUUCUUAAUUCAUUUUUGCAGUAUGCACGACGUAUAACUUUUCCUAGUUAUUAAUAUCCUGUUAAUGAAAGUAGAGUGUUAACCCUAUUUGGUAUGGGCUUUUUUGACCCUUGUAAGUAUGGGGCUGUACCUUUUUCUCUGUUUGGUUUUAAGUGACGAAACUUGGCACAAAGAAGCAUCAAUAUGUUGUAACUUAAUUGGUGACAAAAUAUUUGGGUUGACAUGUGAUCACAGGAAGUGAUGACGUCAUAAUAAGACAUUGGUCAAAGAAAACAUGUCUUUUUUUUAACUUCCCGUGUUUUUAUCUUUUUCAACACUAUUCACAGUACUAGUUAUUAAAGAAAACUAAUAAAAGAAUGUAAGAUAUUAUUAGAAAGA